Molecule: messenger RNA, 2645 nt
Organism: Trichogramma pretiosum
Lineage: Eukaryota; Metazoa; Arthropoda; Insecta; Hymenoptera; Trichogrammatidae
Product: GTP-binding protein Rit1-like
Exons: 3
Coding region: 588-1331 (247 amino acids)
Biological process (GO): Ras protein signal transduction
Cellular component (GO): plasma membrane
Molecular function (GO): GTPase activity; calmodulin binding; GDP binding
Source: RefSeq, a predicted model, not a curated record
AGUACUGCUGCUGCUGCUGCUGCUGCUCGACCUAUGCGAAGCUCGAUAUAUAGUAGUACUAUAUAACUCAACACAGAGUACACAGCGUGCAAAAAAUAUACCUACCUCGCAAUAGAUCGCGUCGCGUCGUCUCUCGUUACAUAGCAAACACACGAGCUGCUCCGUGCGCGCGCGACAAACAACGCACGCACACACACACAGACGAAAAAAAAGAGGCCUAUUUUUGGGGGAUAUAAUAAGUGCGAGUAAGUACGUCUUCCGUGAAGAUGACGAUUCGAUAUCGAGACGCAGCAGCGGAGGAGCUUCGCAGUAGAUCUAUAUAUUAGCACAAGUGCCCCAGCGAGCGUGUGGAGCAGAGAGAUGGAUCGACGUGCGAAUAAUUCGUCGGCGCGAGCGCGAUGAUUCUCUUCGGCACGCGAGUUUCGAUUGUUAUGUGAAAUAUAAGUGUGCACUACUCGGUUGGAGCUUUCGUGCUUACAAGCUCGCUCUCUCUCUCUCUCUCGCUCGAUAUAGGCACGCAAUUAAAAUACAUAAAUUAAGGGGCCAUUGAUCGGAGCAGCAGCAGCAGCUCCGAGCGCGUUGUUAUUAUGACCGACGUCGUGCUGGAUCGAGGCCUCAAUACUUAUCUGACUGCAGAAUGCAGACACGACAUUCCUAUAAUUGCGCAGCCGACAACGAGAGGCGGCCUCAGGGUUUACAAGAUCGUCGUCCUCGGCGAGGGCGGCGUGGGCAAGUCGGCGGUAACUCUGCAAUUCGUCAGUCACAGCUUCCUCAAGGAUCACGACCCAACGAUUGAGGACUCGUACCAGCAGCAAGCGGUGAUCGAUGGCGAAGCGGCUUUACUGGACAUCCUCGACACCGCCGGCCAGGUGGAGUUCACGGCGAUGCGCGACCAGUACAUGCGCUGCGGCGAGGGCUUCAUGAUCUGCUACUCGGUCACCGAUCGGCACAGCUUCCAGGAGGUCCUCGAGUAUCGCAAGCUCAUCACUCGGGUGCGCGCCAACGAGGACAUACCCCUGGUCCUGGUGGGCAACAAAUUCGACCUGCAGCCGAGGCGCGAGGUGACGACGGACGAGGGCCGCAGUCUCGCCGCCCAACUGGGCUGUCCGUUCUACGAGACGUCGGCGGCGCUGAGGCAGUUCAUCGACGACGCCUUCCACUCGCUCGUCAGGCAGAUACGCGCCAAAGAGCGCUCGAUAAGUUCCGCGUCGUCGUCGCGGAUCUCGCCCCGCAAGCGUAGCCGCUGGUGGAGGAUACGCUCGGUGUUCGCCUUCAUCUUCCGCAAGAAGCGCCGGUCCAUCGAGGGCGCGCGGCCUCCCUCUCCUCCCUGAAUUACACGUACGCGCGUAUUUACACGUUUAUAUAUAGGAGAAACACGAGACGUAUUAUUACAACCUGUUGAGACACAACGAAAAUCGAUGAGUUAGACACAAUAGUAGUCUUCCCCCCGUCUUUCGUUAUGGGUUUUUGUAGGUGCAGGGCGCCGCGGGCAGAGAGACACACGCGUUUUUUACAUGAUGAUUUGUCGAUAUAUAACCGUUGACGAUGCUUUAAAAAUUGUAUAUACAAAAAGUAAGCACUGGAGAGUGUCCCUUUAUUUAUUUGAUUCAAAAAGCAAUCUAGGGGAGGGCGUGGGGUGAGGCGGAAAAUAAACUAAGGGACACUUUCACAUGCACCCUAUAUGAGACGCUUAAUAUAGAUGAAUUAUGUUUGAUAUAUUUUCUAGACGAUGUUAUUACAAAUGAAAAGAAAAUUUAAACCAAAAUGUAAAUUAUUUUGUUAUGAUCGUGAAUGGAGAAGAGCGCGUUUACGGUAUUUUUCUUUCGCUGGAGAAAGAUACCUUUUCAAAGCAUUUAUGAAAUCUUAGAGUACGUUUAUGAGAUACCUUGCCCUUACGAUAUAGUGAAGAGAAAAAAAAACGGCCUUUUAUUGUAUAUUUGUAAAGAAAAUCCUAUAAUAGCCAAAUUUUAGAGAUGAUUUAUACAUUUUGUAGAUCAUUAUAAAGGAUGACCCCUUACGCGAAAUGAGAGAUUUCAAAUUAUAUAUUAUAGAAUAUAUACAAUAUUAUUAUAUGUGAGCUGUAGUGAAACAAAAAAAUACGCAUGCAUACACACAUCAAAGUACCAUCUAGUCACUACUUACAAAAACUACUUUUCCUAGUCAGAUAUUGCAUUUUUUAUCAAUACGAAAACACAAAAAUCAAGAUAAACGAAAUGACCGUUUGAUUUUUUUGUUGCAUUUUUUUUUACGAUACAUCCAACUUAGUGGAAGUGAUCACAUAAUCGAUGUGACAUACUAAGCUUUCAAACUCAUCCAAUAUCUAUACGCUAUUUUUAUUUUAUUUUAUUUUUUACAAUGGAUCAAAUCAAACUCACAGGGGAAAAAAUCAAAAUUACGAUUUUUUCGAGUAUUUUCAUCAGACUUGAAAAAGAUUCCAAUUUAUAUUUUGUGAAAACAAACUGCGACAAUCUAUCUACGACGAAAGUAUGAAAAUUUUAAUUUCCUGUAAAAAUGAUCAUCUUUCGAUAAUCAAACAAUUGUCAUCGGACUUCUUCAAUGUCUGCGACUUUCUACCGAUACUGCCACUUAUUAUUACUUUAAAUUUUCUGAUUAAUUACUUAUUUAUCUUUUUAUACUUUUUUCAA